This is a messenger RNA of Meloidogyne enterolobii, 1554 nucleotides long. NCBI's taxonomy places the organism in Eukaryota, Metazoa, Nematoda, Chromadorea, Rhabditida, Meloidogynidae. The record is from the annotation of a GenBank genome assembly.
AUGGAAAACAAAAAACUUGUUUGUCUAAUAAUUCUCUUUGCAAUAAAUUUACUUAAUUAUAUGGACAGGUUUACAAUUGCAGGAGUCUUAAACGAUGUCAUUAAAUUCUACAAUAUUGACGAUAAAAUGGCUGGAUUCCUUCAAACUGUGUUUAUCAUCUUUUUUAUGUUGUUUGCCCCAAUUUGUGGAUGUUUGGGGGAUCGAUUUAAUCGAAAAAUAAUAAUUUUAAUUGGCGAAAUUGUUUGGGUACUUGCCCACUUUGCUUCUUUCGUUAUUUUACGUGGAAUUGUUGGGAUUGGAGAAGCUUCCUAUGCGGUUGUUGCCCCAACUUUUCUUGCUGAUAUGUUUGGGGGAAAGACGAGAAGUCGUGUUUUGAUGUUUUUUUAUUUUGCUAUUCCUGUUGGGAGCGGUCUUGGCUAUGUAAUAGGCUCUUAUGUAGCAUCAAUUGCGAAAGCUGGAAGGACAGACUGUGUGGACUGUUGGCAAUGGGGAAUUCGGGCAACCCCUUUAUUCGGCAUUGCAACAAUUAUUGCAUUGAUUUUUGGAGUGGAUGAACCGGUUCGUGGACAAGCAGACCAGGAAGAGAGUGGGCAGAUAAAUGGACAAACUGAAAGUCAAACAUUUAUUUGGUCAACGAUAGCUUAUACUGCUGUUGUUUUUUCGACUGGGACUUUGACUUGGUGGGCACCCGCAGCUAUAGAGGAAGCAAUUGCUUGGCAUCAUAAUAUUACAAAUGCAACUGCUGUAACAGACACAGAACACGUUGCUUUGACUUUUGGGGGAAUAACUUGUGCUGGGGGAAUUAUUGGAGUGGCUUUGGGAACUGUUGCUUCUAUGGCUUGGAAACGUGGAAUAAGCUGUUUUUCUGGAUAUUCUAAUCAACGAGCAGACCCCUUAGUUUCUUCUAUUGGCUCUUUUCUGGCAACUCCUUUACUUUUUUUGUCAAUUAAAUUAAUUGAUUUAAAUUUUAUUUUUCUUGCUUGGUUACUUCUUUUUUUAACAAUUGUAUCUCUUUGCUUGAAUUGGGCAGUUAAUGUUGAUAUGUUAAUGGCUAUUAUCGUUCCACAUCGUCGAGGUAUUGCAAGUGCUGUUCAAAUUCUUAUAUCACAUGCAUUUGGAGAUGCUAGUGGACCUUGGAUUGUUGGGGCAAUUUCUGACUCUGUUCGAGGAGAGGAUAAAACUCCAGAAGCCCAUUUCCAUUCAUUAGUUAUUGCAUUCUAUCUGCCAAAUGUUUUAUUAUUUUUGAGUGGAGUAGGUUUCCUUUUGGCAGCCUAUACAUUACCUAAGGAUUUAAAACUGGCGGAAGAUUGGAGAACAAAUAGGCGAGGGACAGAUGGUUCUGCACAAUUGACAGGGGUGACACAAACAGCAGAUACGGGACAUCUGCCUUUAGAUGAUGGAAACUUGUCGCCUUCAAAUAGGUUAAAUCAAUAUCAAAACGAAGCUUUUGAUCCAUAACAACAUAUCUAUAUUUAAAUUUUUACUGCAUAUUAUUCUUUAUUUACAACUUUUGGAAAUUAAUUUAUGUAUUUAUACAUAUGUAUUAUUCACUCG